This is a messenger RNA of Brugia malayi, 537 nucleotides long. RefSeq lists its product as uncharacterized. The transcript is spliced from 5 exons. The record is from RefSeq and is a predicted model, not a curated record. NCBI's taxonomy places the organism in Eukaryota, Metazoa, Nematoda, Chromadorea, Rhabditida, Onchocercidae. Bases 1 to 537 code for a protein of 178 amino acids.
AUGUAUCAUUGUAAGGAGAGAAGACGAUCUGAAUCAGAUUCAGUAAGACGAAAUGGUUAUGAGCCAAUAGCGCAAUUUGAUAGUUCACAAAUACCGCCAGAUUAUUUGGUACAUGAAGCACAUGAUGGACGAUUGAUAAGUGAUAGUUAUGAAAUUGAAUGGCCAAAGCGCCCACAAUUUGGUGCACAAACAAUUCAUACAGUAUCAAAAUUACUUCGACAAAAUGAUUUUCGUCUUUAUUAUCAAAUUCCAUCCUCAAAACAAAAUGCAAUUCCAAUUCAUAUACCACUUUGUUUAGCAUAUAUGAGCACUGCUGGCAAGAUUUAUCAUUUUCCAAUUGCUUGUACAAUUGAUGAUAACACUGGUAGAAAGUCUUGGCGUGUAUUAUACGGUGACUCGAGACCAUCAACAUUUGCAACCUUAUCAGCUUUAGUAAAAUAUCAUAAAAUUUAUUCAUAUAUGGAUCCAAAAACAGGUGCCAUUGAUACAUUUCCGGUUUGGAAAGGUGCUAUAAUUGAUUUUGAUGAUGCUGAUUAA